Chenopodium quinoa (quinoa) is the source of this 930-nucleotide messenger RNA. RefSeq lists its product as uncharacterized. The transcript has 4 exons. The record is from RefSeq and is a predicted model, not a curated record. NCBI's taxonomy places the organism in Eukaryota, Viridiplantae, Streptophyta, Magnoliopsida, Caryophyllales, Amaranthaceae. Bases 1 to 930 code for a protein of 309 amino acids.
AUGGUGAAUUUGGAUUACUGCAUACAAUGUGGUUUUGCAGUAGUAGUUGAUAGGAGUAGUACAAAGAGGUUCACUGCUUCUUGUCUUGAUUUACAUUAUGAAUGGCGAAUUCAUUCAAGCAGGCUAGUACAUGGAGUUACUUGGGCUAUUAAGAGCAUUAAGAACUUUGAACACACUUGUAGAGGUCUUGAUGAGAGGAAUCCUUUGGUGGAUGUAAAAUGGGCAGCAGAAAAACUCAUGGAAGAUAUCAGAGCAAAUAAUGAUAUAUCUGGAAAGACAUUAAAUGAACUUCUUUGGAGUAGAUACGGAGUUAAGAUGGCAACCAGUACUCUAUACAAGACGAGAAGGGUAGCUUUGAGGGAAAUUAAUGGAGGUCAUGACAGUUCAUAUGGAUAUUUGCCCAAGUAUUGUGAGAUGGGUGCUAUUGAUGGUCUUGCUACAAGGUGUAGGAGCCUAAUUGGGGUUGACGGAGCUCACUUGAAAGGAAAUUUUGGUGGGGUGCUUUUGUCUGCAGUAGCCUUAGAUGGAAAUAAUGAAUUGUUUCCAUUUGCAUGGGCUAUAGUAUCUAGGGAAGAUGGUGAUAGUUGGAGGGGAAUAGAUGUUGCAUUAACUGAUCAAUGGCCAGAAGUCGAUAGGAGAUAUUGUUGUAAGCAUUUGGUGAAAAAUUGGAAGAGUUCAUUUCCCGGACCACUAAUGUAUUCAUUGUUUUGGCUAGCUUGCAGUGCCACUUCUCCUUUCACAUUUAAAAAGGCAAUGGAAAGAAUUCAGAAAGUUAAUCCAGAUGCUUGUGUUUGGUUGUCUAAUUUGGGGGAUCAGUCAAGAUGGACAAGGCAAAAAUUUGAUCCCAAAAUUUGCAGUGAUGAGAACAAGACAAAUUUUGUAGAGAGUUUAAAUGCCACUUUGGGAGUGGAUAAUGCAUGCCUGUAUUGA